Debaryomyces hansenii CBS767 is the source of this 4548-nucleotide messenger RNA. It is a transcript of the gene YOR1, whose product is annotated as ATP-binding cassette transporter. NCBI's taxonomy places the organism in Eukaryota, Fungi, Ascomycota, Pichiomycetes, Serinales, Debaryomycetaceae. The transcript has a single exon. Gene Ontology annotation, cellular component: plasma membrane. Gene Ontology annotation, molecular function: ATP binding; ATP hydrolysis activity; ABC-type xenobiotic transporter activity. Gene Ontology annotation, biological process: transmembrane transport. The coding region runs from base 1 to 4548 and encodes 1515 amino acids. The record is from RefSeq and is a predicted model, not a curated record.
AUGUCUCAUAUAUACAGUUCGAAUACUUCGACGAAUAGUGAAGGACCAAUGAACUCACCACCAUACGAUUCGUACUUGAAUAAAUACAACAACACUAACUUAUUGCAAGUCACUUCCAAUAAUAGUGAAACCACCACUACAUAUGUGGAUAAUUCGAUAACUUCCAGGCUUGUCGAAAAUGAUAAGAGAACACUCAAUAUUGCACCAGAAAAUGGCGAUAAGACAUCCCCAGACUUGAAUUUGGAAGGCCAGGAAAAUUUACACAAUGAAAAGAGAUUAUUUUCCUUCCUUUUCUCCAAGAAGGUGCCUCCUGUUACAGCACCAGAAGAAAGAACCUUAUAUCCUUGGAAGACAUCUAAUCCAUUAAAUAGAAUGAUGUUCUCAUGGCUUUGGCCAAUUCUAUUAAAAGGUUAUAAAAGAACGUUAUUACCGGAUGACUUGUGGUAUCUUACUGAUGACUUAAAAGUUGAGUCUAUGCAUGAAAGAUUCGAUGUGAAUUUAAACAAAAGGUUAGAGCAAGAUAAGGAAAAAUAUUUAAAAAAGCAUAAUAAUUUGGAUGGUCACACAUGGUCGCAGUACAAUAUUCCAUUGGCUUUAUUCGAUACGUUUAGAUUACAGUACGUCAUGAGUUGUGUCUUCUUGGGAUUAUCAUUUGUUUGUCAAGCUUUAUCUCCUUUGAUUACUAGAAAACUAAUUGAUUUUGUGCAAAACCUGUACGAAACUAGGAUUUUUGGCGUUGAUGUGAGUUAUAAUGAAGGUAUUGGAUAUACUAUCGGCGCGGUCGUCUUGAUUUUUGUUAAUGGUUUAUUGUUAAAUCAUUUUUUCCACAACGCAAUGGUAACAGGGGCACAAGCCAAGGCUAUUUUGACUAAAUCAUUACUUUUAAAAUCCUUCAAUUUGAGUUCAAAGGCAAGAAGUCAAUUUUCGAUUGGUAAGAUAACUUCGUUGAUGAGUACUGACUUAGCUAGAAUUGAUUUAGCAAUUGGAUUUCAACCUUUGGUCGUUUGUUUUCCUAUUCCAGUCAUUAUAGCUGUUGUAUUAUUGCUUAAAUUUAUUGGUGUCACUUCCUUAGCUGGCAUUGGUUUAUUCAUUGUUUCUUUGGUAAUUUGUGUAUUAUUGACUAAAAAAUUGUUUACUACUAGAGAAGAAGUUGUUUUAUACACAGACGACAGAAUUAGUUUAAUGAGAGAAGUUUUGAAUAACUUGAAAAUUAUUAAGUUCUACGCUUGGGAAAUGGCUUAUAAAGUUGGUAUAACUAAAAUCCGUAAUAAGGAAAUGAAAUAUUUGUUUACCAUUAAAGUCUUGAGAAAUUUCGUUACCGCAUAUGCUGUGACUUUACCAACUUUGACAUCAAUGGUUUCAUUCACAUCUAUGUGGGCAAACAACAGCAUGAAAAAUCCAGGUAAGGUCUUUUCAUCAUUGUCAUUAUUUUCUAUUUUGGCCCAAGCUAUUAUGUUAUUACCAAUUGCUUUAGCUACAGGUGCCGAUGCAUUAAUUGGCUUCCGUCGUUGCAGAGAUUACUUAGUGGCUGAAGAAUAUGACGAUGAUUUGGAACAAAGAUUAGCAUCUGACAUUGAAAAGAGAUAUAUUGCUGGCGAUACUAAUUCCGAAUUUGAGUUCAAACAUGAGUCUUUUGAUUUAAGUGAAGCUGAUUCAUACAAGAAUACAAAUAUAAAUGCAAAUGCUAUAGAAAUAAAUCAUGCUAAUUUUAUUUGGGAAUCCUUUCACGUCGAAAAUUCCAGUACAUGGGAUUUGAAUUCCUCUGGAAGUCUGAGCGAUAAAGAAUCUAAAAGGAAGAAGAAGUCUAAAUCCAAGGAUGUCAAGUAUCAAAUUCAGGAAAAAGAUAGCUUUCAAGAGUCAUCAAGGUCGUCUAAUGAGACAUACUGCGAAUCUCCUUCUACAAUAGAAGCUAGACAAUUUUCAGGUUUGACGGAUAUCAAUUUAUCUAUAAAGCAAAAUGAAUUUGUUAUAAUAACUGGUUCAAUUGGAUCAGGUAAGUCUUCAUUAUUGGCGGCAUUAUCCGGAUUUAUGAAGUUAGAGAAUCCCUCAGUUGGACAAGUGAACAUUUAUGAUGAUUUGUUAUUGUGUUCGGACCCUUGGAUUCAAAAUGCCACUGUUAGAGAUAAUAUUACCUUCGGAAAGCCAUAUGAUGCUACUAGAUAUAACAAAGUAAUCAGCGCAUGUUGCCUAGAAGACGAUAUAAAAUUGCUACCUGCUAGAGAUUUAACAGAAAUUGGUGAAAGAGGUAUUACAUUAUCUGGUGGUCAGAAGUCGCGUAUUAAUUUGGCUAGAGCUUCAUAUGCGGACGCAAACAUUAUGUUAUUCGAUGAUGUCUUGUCUGCCGUUGACGCUAGGGUUGGAAAACACAUUGUCAAUAAUUUAUUUAAUGGUCUUUUGAAAUAUAAAACUAGAGUUUUGGCAACUCAUCAGUUAUCAUUAAUUCAAACUGCGGAUAAAGUUAUCUAUUUAAAUGGUGACGGAACAAUUGAUUUCGGAACUUUGAAUGAAUUACUUGCCAGAAACAAUCAAUUUAAAAGAUUGAUUGAAUUCAAUACAGACCUUAGUAGAGAUAAUGAAUCUGGAAACAAUAAUUACAGAGCUUAUGAAAAUUACAAUGAUACAGAUUAUAAUAAUAAUCAUGGUUUCGAAGGAGCAAAGUUAAUUAGACAACAGUCGGUUGUUCCCGAAUCAAGUGAUAUAGCAGGUAAAAUAAUGGGUGAUGAAGAAAGAGCAACGAAUGCGAUCUCUUGGGAUAUCUACAAGAAGUAUAUUGAUUUAGGCUCAGGAUUCUUUGGUUGGUCUGCUGGACCUGUAUUUAUAUUCUUGAUGACGUUAGCAACAUUUUGCCAACUCUUUACUAAUACUUGGUUAUCGUAUUGGACUGAAAAGAGAUUCACAAAUAUGAGUGAUAACGUCUAUGUUGCAUUAUAUGUCAUGUUUGCAUUUUUAACUGUUUUCUUUACAGCUAUUGAAUUUACUAUGCUAGCUUAUAUGAAUAACAGAUCAGCUAAGUUAUUAAAUGUUAAAGCGGUUGAAAAGAUAUUGCAUGCACCAAUGAGUUACUUAGAUACAAACCCAAUGGGUAGAAUCUUAAACAGAUUUACGAAAGAUACUGAUUCUUUAGAUAAUGAAAUUGGGGAACAAUUAAGAUUAUUCUUAUUUCCAUUGGCAACUAUUAUAGGUAUUGUCAUUUUAUGCAUUUGUUACUUACCGUGGUUUGCGAUUGCUGUUCCAUUUUUGUCAUUUGCAUUCGUUUUCGUAGCAAAUUUUUACCAAGGAUCUUCAAGAGAAAUUAAGAGGUUAGAAGCAGUUCAGAGAUCUUUAGUCUACAAUAAUUUUAACGAAACCUUAUCUGGAAUGUCAACAAUUAAGGCAUACAAAGUCGAAGAAACAUUCAUUGAGAAAAAUGAUAGAUACCUUAAUAAAAUGAACGAAGCUUAUUAUGUAUCAAUUGCUAAUCAAAGAUGGUUAGGCGUUCAUUUGGAUAUUAUUGCUAGUAUUUUUGCCUUAAUUAUUUGUUUAUUAUGUAUCACUGAUCAAUUCCACAUCAGUGCUUCUUCAACUGGGUUGUUAUUAAGUUACGUUAUUCAAAUUGUUGGUUUAUUAUCAUUAACUAUCAGAUCAAUGACGCAAGUUGAGAAUGAAAUGAACUCAGUUGAAAGAUUACAUCAAUAUGCAUUUCAUUUACCCCAGGAAGCACCGUACAAGAAACUGGAAACCGCUCCACCUGCAGAAUGGCCUCCAUCGGGAUAUAUUCAAUUCAAUAAUGUAUCCUUAAAAUAUAGAGACAAUUUACCUACAGUUUUAAAGAACUUAAACUUUAGCGUUUAUCCAGGUGAAAAAGUUGGUAUUUGUGGUAGAACUGGUGCUGGUAAAUCUUCUAUCAUGACGGCGUUGUACAGACUUGUAGAAUUGAAUGAAGGUUCAAUUGUCAUCGACGGUUUAAAUGUUGCUGAUAUGGGUUUAUAUGAUUUAAGAUCAAAGUUAUCUAUUAUUCCCCAAGAUCCUGUCUUAUUUCAGGGAACAAUAAGAAAGAACUUAGAUCCAUUUAAUGAAUCAACAGAUGAAAAAUUAUGGGAUGCUUUGAGAAGGUCAGGCUUGAUUGAUGCAAGCCAAUUAUCUAGGAUUAAAAAUACUAAAUUAGACCAACAUAGGAACAUUGGCUACGAAAGUCUUCAUAAAUUUCAUUUGGAUCAAUUAGUUGCUGAUGAUGGAAGUAAUUUCUCUUUAGGGGAAAGACAAUUAAUUGCAUUAGCAAGGGCGUUGGUUCGUAAUUCUAAAAUUUUAAUCUUGGAUGAAGCGACCUCAUCUGUUGAUUAUGAAACUGAUGCUAAAAUUCAAAAGACUAUUGUAAAUGAGUUCAGUCACUGUACGAUAUUGUGUAUUGCUCAUAGGUUGAAGACUAUUCUUAAUUACGAUAGAAUUUUGGUAAUGGACAAAGGUUCGCUUAUAGAAAAAGGCACACCUUAUAAUUUGUUUACCAAUAGGAAGGGUAUUUUCAGACAAAUGUGUGAUAAAACUAAUAUUAUCGACGAAGAUUUUCAGUGA